AUGUCUGAUCCACGACCUCCUCCCCCCGGCACCCUUGCCGAGGCUUUGUCUUUGGCCGGGUCAAUUGCCGACACCGUCUCCAACCUCGCCGACUAUAGUACCCCUUCAGCUGCCGAGAUGCGCCUCUUUGCGGUCGAGAUGCGCCUCCUGGCCUGCUCCUUGCAUUGUGUCGACACCAUUCGACCUCCAAGAGGCGACGACGAUACCGCCCCUGAACUCAAGACCCAAGUUGAGAAUAUGUACAAAAUGUGCGCGACCAUCCUCGAGCACCUCAAGGACCUCCAAGAUGCUCUGCGUCCUCUUGCUGAACAGUUUCGAACCCCUUCGCUGCUGAGCCGGGUUUUCCCCCGACUGGAGUGGUUCUUUGCCGACAAGAGAAAGGUGCUCGUCCACCGCAAGGCCCUAAACGCACAACGCGUAAUGCUUAAUAUUUACACAGCAAUGGUAUUUGUGAGGCUGGAAGAUAGGUAG
This is a messenger RNA of Thyridium curvatum, 471 nucleotides long. RefSeq lists its product as uncharacterized. Lineage: Eukaryota; Fungi; Ascomycota; Sordariomycetes; Thyridiales; Thyridiaceae. The record is from RefSeq and is a predicted model, not a curated record. Bases 1 to 471 code for a protein of 156 amino acids. The transcript has a single exon.